Durio zibethinus is the source of this 2132-nucleotide messenger RNA. RefSeq names its product protein LATERAL BRANCHING OXIDOREDUCTASE 1-like. NCBI's taxonomy places the organism in Eukaryota, Viridiplantae, Streptophyta, Magnoliopsida, Malvales, Malvaceae. The record is from RefSeq and is a predicted model, not a curated record.
UUAUUUCCCAAUAUUUACUUAGUUCAGAUCCACGUUGUAAUCUUCUUUCCCCUGCUAUUGUAGUUGUGAAAGCCAAUAGAGAAAACCAAGCUUCAAACCCCUCCAAAGGAAGCGGUUUUUGAAGGGCCUUAAUUGGAGGAAAUAGAGGCUGAUUAGAAAUCGAACUUUUGAAUUUUACAAACCAACCUAAGAUUUCCUGGGAUGUUUUUGACAAGCUCCCACUUCUAACGAAAACUUUUUCGCUGAAUACAUAAUUCCAGUCCAAAAACCAAUUUUAAAAGCAGUGGACAGAGUCGUGAAUGAUGUCAGGCAGAAACUAUAAAAGCUAAGAUAUUUUAAAAAAAGGGGCUAUAUAUUAGCUUGGAAAUAUUUAUCCAUUUCUUAUUCACCAAUCAGCAGGGAAGAAAGGUCUUUACCCCUUUGUGUAUCUGGGUCAAGUCUAUGCGCCAGCUCAAGAAUCUAACCUUGAUUUCCAUCUCUCUAGCAGGCUUGAACUAGCAGAAUCCUUAGGCUUUGCUUUGCCCUAAUAAAAACCCCUUCUGGUAACAGACAUCAUAACAGCAGCUCAACCCGAAAACUGAAAGGGUCUAUACAUCCCCAGCUACUUUCUGAGGCAAUAUGGCUGAACCUCUCCCUCCUAUCGAGCUUCAACCCCAAGCCAAAACUGUGCAGGAACUGGCGGCUAUCGACUGUAAAGAGGUCCCAGAAAGAUACAUCCGUAAAGGGGAUAACAGUGGAGCCCCUCAUGCUUCUUUUCCCGUGUUUGACGUUCCAACUAUCGAUCUUGAUCUCCUUUCAUCUUCAUCUACAAGUGGAGAAGAACUUGAGAAACUUAGAUCAGCACUCAGCUCCUGUGGUUGCAUUCAGGCAAUCAAUCAUGGAAUUACAAGUGAAUUUCUGGACAAAGUGCGAGAAGUUGCUCAGCAAUUCUUUGCUCUUCCAACGGAAGAAAAGAAGAAAUGCUCCAGAGAAAUUGGCAGAAUUGAAGGGUACGGGAAUGACAUGAUCCUCUGGGAGCAUCAGAUACUUGAUUGGACUGAUCGAUUGUAUCUUACGCUGAGCCCAGAAGAUAAGCGAACACUCAAAUUCUGGCCCGAAAAUCCUGAACCUUUAAGGGGAAUUUUACAUGAAUAUACGAUUAAACUGCAAGUGGUCGCCGAAGUCCUCUUAAAGGCAAUGGCAAGGUCACUAAACUUGGAGGAGAACCUCUUCUUGCACCAAUAUGGAGACCAAGCAAUAAUGCAAGCAAGAUUCAAUUUAUAUCCUAUAUGUCCAAGGCCUGAUCUUGUUCUUGGGGUCAAACCUCAUGCAGAUGGUUCAGCAAUCACCAUACUAUUGCAAGACAAAGAAGUAGAAGGUCUUCAAAUCCUGAAAGAUGAUCAAUGGUUUAAAGUUCCAAUCAUUCCUCAUGCCCUCCUGAUCAAUGUAGGUGAUCAAGUAGAGAUAAUGACUAAUGGAAUAUUCAAGAGCCCAGUACACCGGGUGUCGACAAACUCGGAAAGGGAGAGGACUACCCUCGCUGUUUUCUGCAUUCCACAUCCGGAUCAAGAGAUUCAACCAGCGGAAGAGCUCAUCAAUGAGACAAGGCCCAAAUUAUACAAGAAAGUGAAAGAUUAUGUCAGUCUAUACUUCCAAUACUACCAGCAAGGAAGGAGACCUAUAGAAGCAGCACUAAUUUGAUAUUUCCUGACAUUUCCUUUUCGCUUUUGGCUUGUACUCAGAAAUGGCAUCCAAAGCAUUGAGAAUUGGAACCAAUAAGGGUGAGAUUUUAAGGAUAUAAAGAAACUUCACUUUGCCGUUUGUUUGUUUUUUUUUUUUUCUCUUUGCAGGUCCCGAAUACUGAGAACAAUUUCUAGGGCAAUGGCUCCCCACUAUCAAAUUAGUCAGAUUAAGCCCUUUAAAUGAUAGACAUCAAGUCUUCAUGUCACCAUCAUCCCUAGUUUAAUUGUUUAAGAUAUAAACAUAGCUAGUCUGAAUUAUGCCACAGGCUGUCCAAAUACAUGGCUGCAACUUCGAGCUGGUGUCUAAUUCAAUUCCCCCUGCUAAGCGUUUUCCACCUUAGCAAUCCAUAAUUAGUCAGAUCAAGGAUGUCUCUGUUCUCAGCAACCCUUCUAUCAUUUUCAGAAAAGGUC